Molecule: messenger RNA, 3161 nt
Organism: Volvox carteri f. nagariensis
Lineage: Eukaryota; Viridiplantae; Chlorophyta; Chlorophyceae; Chlamydomonadales; Volvocaceae
Exons: 17
Coding region: 1-2205 (734 amino acids)
Biological process (GO): lipid metabolic process
Cellular component (GO): membrane
Molecular function (GO): oxidoreductase activity, acting on paired donors, with oxidation of a pair of donors resulting in the reduction of molecular oxygen to two molecules of water; heme binding
Source: RefSeq, a predicted model, not a curated record
AUGCGAAGAUACUUCAGCGAUACGCGGACAGGUUGUCGCAGUGUUGAGGGUGGCGGCGAUCCUUGGGAGGAUGAGAAGUGGGCAAAAUAUAAGUGGACCAUCUACCGCGGCGUCGCAUACGACCUGACGUCGUACAUGGACCGGCACCCAGGCGGCCGCUGGCUCCUGAACCUGGCGGUGGGACGUGACGCUACUGCACUGUUUGAGUCCUACCACCUGCGACCGGAGGUGGCCGUGGCACAUCUCAAGCGCCUUCCGGUAUUGGAGGGCUUCCCGGUGGAGGCAGUGCCGCAGGCUCCCCGCCCCAACGACAGCGAGCUGUACAACGCAAUCAGGGAGCGUGUCCGCAAGGAGGUGUUUAAGGGCACAGAUAUCAAGGGUGCUCACCGCUCGGGCAGCGAGGGCGCUGCAUUCGCCGUGUUGUCGUACGCAGCGGCGACCUACGCGUUGUACACAUAUGACGCCAAUCCGCUGACUGGCGCACUUCUGGGCUUGGCCGGCGCCUGGAUUGGGCUGACCAUCCAGCACUGCGGUAACCACGGCGCCAUGUCCACCAACCCCAUUGUCAACAACUUGAUGGGCCUCACUAAUGAUCUGUCGGGGGGCUCCAGCCUCAUGUGGCGGUACCACCACCAGGUGUCCCAUCACGUCCACUGCAACGAUGACGCGUUCGACGAGGACGUCUUCUCGGCCUUUCCCUUCCUGCGCUUCGACGACCGCCUGCCACGCUACUGGUACCACCAGUACCAGCACAUCUACAUGUGGGCGCUCUUCCCCUUCCUGCAGCUCGUGUUUCAGGUGGGCGACUGGAAGGCCCUGCUGGAUAACCGCACUGUGGGCGCAACCAUGUAUGGUGCCUCGGAAUUUGAGCGCCAGACUGUGGUCGCGGGCAAGCUGGCGCACUACGUACUGCUGUACGGGCUGCCGGCCAUCCUGCAUGGACCCGGUGCCAUGCUGGCAGGCGCGGCGGGAUACUUGUUCACACAGAGCAUUAUGCUGGCGACCACGUUCGCGGUGUCGCACAAUGUCCCUGAGACCAAAUCGCUGGACCCGGGUCCCACCCGUGAGAACCUGGACCAGCCGACCUUGGAACGUGACUGGGGCGUGCAGCAGGUGCUGACAUCGGCCAACUGGGGCGGCGUCGUCGGCAACUUUUUCACCGGUGGGCUGAACCUGCAGAUCGAGCACCAUUUGUUUCCGGCGAUCUCCUUCAUGCACUACCCCGCCAUCUCCAAGAUAGUCGAGGACGAGUGCCGCAAGCGUGGUAUCAGCUACGCGCAUUAUGCUACACUUCCGGAGAUUCUUUCGCGCUUCGUGCGCUUCAUGGCGUUUACGCCAAGCCGGGCGGUGUUGCAAGAAGAGGAGGAAUCUGCAACGUCUACCGCAGCUAGGUAUUUACGUCCAGCCGUUUGCGUGUGGAACAAGAAGCUGUUGAAGGAACUAUAUCCAAACGGCAUUAGAUGCGGAGUCCUGCUGGUAGCGACCUGUCCAACGUCAUGUGCGCUCUUGCGCACCCUGCCCGGAAAGCAGUUGCUAGGCUCGGUGUUGACUCCAGGAGUAAGCCUCGCGGGCAACAGCUUUGCUGCUUGUUGCGCUGCCGGGGAAGCGCUGCCGUCGGAUAAGGUGUGCACCGUGUACGUGCUGCGCUCAUCGCCGCCCGAGAAUCCGUCUGCUUCCGCCGGUCCCGGCGUUCAUGAAGACGUGCUGCUGGUGUGCUGUCAUUACGAAGUGGCGCGGGCGCGAGCGCCAGCAUGGGCGCGGUCGGUGUUAGGGCAGCUGUCGUAUCGCCACGCAAUAUUCUUAGGAACCAUGCCGGCAGAGCAAUUCCGAGGAGCAGGGGAUGCGUCGCAGGAGGAACUAAUCUUUGCGCUUCGGACACGGGCAUCGCAGCAGCAGCAGCUGCAAGCCGGUAGCAAGGGCCCUGUGCCGCUGCUGCCCAGAGGCACUGUGGUCGGCGGCCUGCCUGCAGCCCUAUUGUCGUACUCCCAGGUGCGUGGGGCCUCCGCCGAACUGCUGGUGAUGGUGGAGAUGGUGCUGGAGGGGCGGCCUGCACUAGUAGAGGCGCUAGCUGCGGCGCUCGUGUCAAUGCUGCGGAGUCAUGGUGCAGAUGCGGUGGCGUCUCGGCUGUGCAGCCGCCAGGUGCUGACGGCAGCGCGCAAGGAGCUGGGACUAGGCGCCGCAGCUGCCUGCGAAGCCUACGUGUAGUGCAGAAUCAAGUCGGUUGUGCACUGGCAAAGGUGGCAGAGCUCGAUGAUCCUUCUGUAGGCUUUGCUUGUUUCGCGAAGAGUGGCCAACAGGGAGGGCAAGGGUAUGUCUGCACGGAAAGUCUGAGCGGGGCUUCGACUUCCAUGCCCGUUGACGUUGUAGCUACGCAAGCCCUAGCGGAAAUAAGCGCACGGAGCAUGGUAUCACUGUCGGUACAAUGCAGUACGUUGUUGGUCUCUGGAGGUGGCCUUCCAUAAAGCCGUUGCCUGCAUCGUAAUUGCGCAGGCAGCCAUGUAAGCACUGCUUAUUCAAAUGCGAUGUCCCAUGGCAUAUCUCAGGUGGAACGUCAACUGUGCUCACACCACGUCCUAUGAUAGAUUAGGUUCGACGAACCGAGGAAGGAGCAGCACUCGGAUCCUCAAGCCUAACCUGCAUAACGCAGCUUGAAUGAGGCCUGACACGCAACCCCAUAAUCUAGUCCUAAUCAGUCCACGGGCCCUGCACAUGCUGCACACAAUUGGCCCUGACCGGGACACCCGGGAGGGUGGGCAGCCUCUCGUCUGGACCCCGAACUGCCCAACCCCGGUCGGUUGCUCUCAGUACUUGAGCGGCGCCGGCAUAGGCCACACUUGCUCGCUCUCCAGGUCUACGUUGACUGGCGCGUCAAAGAUAUCCAGGUAUUCAGCUACGGUGGGUGCGUCCUCGGUGGGUGUGAGGGACAGCACGACUUCUUGCGCCGGCACGUCAUCCAAGGACGAUUCCACGGAGUUCAGCUUGCGCCGUGUCUCGGGCUGAUAUCACCGUUGAACAUGGCACGGAAAACCUAGCGUUAAGUACUUGUGUGCCAUACAAGACUCCGGUGGCUCAAGGGACGUGGGGGGAUGUCUGAAGUAUCAAAGCCAAUUCUAGGGUUACUCAACGGGUCAGCGUGCGCCACCAUGGAUCGGUACAGCAGU